Messenger RNA from Rasamsonia emersonii CBS 393.64, 903 nucleotides. RefSeq lists its product as uncharacterized. The transcript is spliced from 5 exons. NCBI's taxonomy places the organism in Eukaryota, Fungi, Ascomycota, Eurotiomycetes, Eurotiales, Trichocomaceae. Bases 1 to 903 code for a protein of 300 amino acids. The record is from RefSeq and is a predicted model, not a curated record.
AUGUGGUUGAAAACGAGGAGACCGGGUGAAUCGCCCAACUCCCGGUUCCUGUCUUCCCAUGAACUGUCCAUCGAGGCACCGCCAGUCUUCCUUUCCUGGAGGGCCCAAGGCGACAAAAGAGAAGACUUGAGUCUCGUCUCUCAUUUGCCAUUCCAGGCGGAGGAUGUGUUUAUCCUGCUUUCAUGGGGUGUCUUCCUCACCGUCGCCAUCCUUUACAUUGUUGUCACGCCCGUCCUCUACCGCGUCGACGAUGUCAUGUCCGGGAAGAGUCCUCCUUAUGCUGCGAUUGAACAGGAUGCUCUCUUUAUCAUCAAGAUCUUCUUCGCAAACACGCUGCUGUACUGGCUUACCCUUUGGGCUGUUAAGCUUUCGCUGCUGUUUCUUUAUCAGCGUCUGUUCAAAGGUCUGCAAAACCAGAUGCGAUGGUGGUGGGCAGUUCUAAUCUUCACCAUUGUGAAACUGAGUGUCGGCGCCGUGUUUUCCAUCGGUAUCAUUUGUAUUAUCAUGUCUAUUGUUCGGGUGGUUCAGGUCGGCUCCAAGGCUAAGAACGACAGCACACCAAGCAGCUCAUGGCUGGCCUUCUGGGGGAUGAUUGAAGCAGGAAUUGCUGUCGUAAUCAGUUGCCUUCCUGCUUUCGCCAUCAUAUACCGCAAGACACGAAAUUCUCGCCGUCAAUAUGGAAGUGGUUAUACUGAGAUGCCUUCAUAUGGCAAUCCGCAGGGAAUACCCUUGUCCACCACCACAAUAAGCGCAAAACAUUCUCGAUCGAGAUCUUUCGGAAAUAGCACUUUCCACGGUCACGAUACAGUUACUAAGCCUGGGAAAAUAUCUGUCACACAAACCAUUAAUAACAUCCGCCAUGCACAGAUGCAGGAUAGUUAUGUUAAAGGAAUUGCUACAUAA